Molecule: messenger RNA, 657 nt
Organism: Chara braunii
Lineage: Eukaryota; Viridiplantae; Streptophyta; Charophyceae; Charales; Characeae
Source: the annotation of a GenBank genome assembly
CUGUAUGCUGAACUGUUGCAGGCAUGCUCUUGGUCUGAUUGGCUAGUGUUGCAUGCCUUGCCUGUCUCUUGACAUGUGCUGUAUGUUGAAUUGUCAAAGGUGUUCACUUCAUCUCCUUGGCCACUGGAAGUCGUGUUGCAUGCCUUGCUUACCUCCUUCUUUGGUGAGGGAUUAGGACCAAUCCUUAUUCUUCAGUUGUCCGUUCAUGACUCAUGCCGAGUCCUGAAUGUCAAAGGGAUGAGCCCCUUGAUUUCACUGUGUGCAGGUACACUCACAAUUUCAUUAGUGACUCGUCAGGUGCCACUCUCGUCGCAACACGUGGCAAGCCAUUAGAUCAGCAGCGGUUUCUCCAUGCUGCUGCAAGGAAAGGUGGGGUACGAGCGGUGGUUCUCAACCCUUUGGUGCGUCAGCUUGCUAAAGGAAUGCUGGGAGAUUAUCAUCAUCGCCGGGAAUGCAGUGACAAUCCGGUCCAUGCCCGAGCACACCUUAUUCCAAGUUCUGGGAUCUUGACAGUGCUGAUGCUUCUUGCUAUGUGUGAUCGUGUGACAAUCUACGGUGUCGGCGGAGGGAGAGACAUCCCAUACCAUUAUUUUGGGAACGAGAGAGCUUAUAAUGGUCAUUCAUUUAAAUUGGAGCACUCUUUGAUCUUCUCACUAG